GCGGAAGCCUGGGGAGCGCAUCCCAGGCGAGCGCGGGUCCCGGGUCUUCCCCUGCGGAGCCGGCUGUGAGCUGAGGGGUAGGAGGCGAGUUCGGGGAUCCCUGAUCCUCUGUAGGCUCCUAGCGGCGUCUAGCCUUGGAACAGCUGCAAAAGCGGCGGGGCCUGGUGUUCUUCCCUUUCUUCCUUGCCACUCUUGAGCUGGCCCCCAAGAUCCAGGGAUCGGCAGGAGAGACCUGAGCCUUGGCGCUAGGAUGGGAAACAGCGCCCUCCGCGCUCAUGUGGAAACCGCGCAGAAAACUGGUGUCUUUCAGCUUAAGGACCGUGGGCUGACCGAGUUCCCCUCAGAGUUGCAGAAGCUGACAAGCAAUCUCAGGACCAUCGACUUGUCCAACAACAAGAUCGAGAGUCUACCGCCUAUGAUUAUAGGGAAGUUCACUCUGCUGAAGAGCCUGUCCUUGAACAACAACAAACUGACUGUCCUUCCUGAUGAGUUAUGCAAUCUGAAGAAACUAGAGACACUAAGCCUAAACAACAAUCAGUUGAGAGAGCUGCCAUCUACUUUUGGGCAACUAUCUGCCCUUAAGACCCUGAGCCUCUCUGGGAACCAGCUGAGAGCACUACCACCCCAACUUUGUAACCUACGGCACCUGGAUGUAGUGGAUCUCUCCAAGAACCAAAUUCGGAGCAUACCUGACACAGUGCGGGAGCUGCAGGUCAUCGAACUCAACCUCAACCAGAACCAGAUAGCUCAGAUCUCAGUGAAGAUAUCUUGCUGUCCUCGCCUUAAAGUUCUUCGUUUGGAGGAGAAUUGUCUUGAGCUCAGUAUGCUUCCACAGAGCAUCCUCAGUGAUUCCCAGAUCUGUCUGCUUGCUGUAGAAGGCAACCUUUUUGAAAUAAAGAAACUUCGAGAACUGGAAGGCUACGAUAAGUACAUGGAGAGGUUCACAGCCACCAAGAAGAAGUUUGCAUGAUGUUCUCCAGGAGCAUGUGAACCAUACAGGACACUGACUUGGAACCUGUUGCAAUCCGGCUGAAUGAAAGGCUCCUGUUGUUGUCAAGGAUAUCUGCAGUGAGGAGGUGAUAUUCCAGGAGGUUAUAUUUCACUCAAUGAUCUUUUUCCUUUCCAGGGCUCAUCUCAAAUAAGCUAAAGGGAAUCAAACACAGGAAGAGUCCUCCAUUUUGUGUCAUGGAUAGGGCAAAGGACAAUGUUGAUCUUCAAAACCAUCAUUUGUUUGGCUUUGAGAAACCCAGUAGCUAGGUUUGCUAUGUAUACAGUGAGGGGAUGCUGCCUGGUACCAGAAUAGCUCCACACAACAGCUUGAAAUUUCAUGUGUCUCAAUGUGCGAGCUUUCAGAAAAUCAGUUGCCAUUCCACCCUGUGUUAACACUUCAUAUUUUUAUGAAAUUCAAAUAAUUCAUGAGAGCCUCAUGAGAGGCUGCUAUGGUUAAUCUAAGGAUUUAUGAUUUUACUCCAGUCCAUUAGUUCAAUUGCAAUGUUUAUACUUGGAAUUUAGGAUGUACAUAAAGGUAUGACUCUUGAUUAAAAGUGUACUUUGUGGGCUUCCCUGGUGGCGCAGUGGUUGAGAAUCUGCCUGCUAAUGCAGGGGACACGGGUUCGAGCCCUGGUCUGGGAAGAUCCCACAUGCCACGGAGCAGCUGGGCCCGUGAGCCACAACUACUGAGCCUGCGCGUCUGGAGCCUGUGCCCCGCAACGGGAGGGGCCGCGAUAGUGAAAGGCCCGCGCACCGCGAUGAAGAGCGGUCCCCGCACCGCGAUGAAGAGUGGCCCCCACUUGCCGUAACUAGAGAAAGCCCUCGCACGAACCGAAGACCCAACACAGCGAAAAAUAAAUAAAUAAAUAAAUAAAGUAGCUAUUAAAAAAAAAAAAAAAAAAAAAAAGAGUAAUAAAAAAAAAAAAAAAAAAGUGUACUUUGUGAGAGAAGCAACAACACAACACUGAGAGGUGUUCCCAAGGCUGCAGUAGCAAUUUUUUUUUUUACUAUUGCAGGUGCCUUAUUGAUAGAGGGCUCUGAAGAGCUAAAACUGUAUGCAAGACUUGUAAGAUACAAGGGUUUUAAUAAUCAAGAUUUUCCUGAAGCUUUGUUAGAAACAGUCUCUUAUUUCUGGUCAUCUUUUUGUAUUUACAACUCUAAUAAUCAAAUUACCUAUCAAAAAACUACUGUUAGGGUAUUUUACAACAACUUAUGUUUAUCAAAUUUAUUCUCUGAAUGAGAGAAUAUACUAAAUAAAGAUUUAAUGACUAUGGCUGGAAGAAAGGUUAAUCCUUUAAAGUAAGACAGGGGAACUUUAACCUGUAAAUGGCCCUUUGUUUGAAAGUAAACUGAUAAGGAAGAAAUGUUUUAUGUUCUUGUUCAGGUUGCAAGAGUACUGAAAUGCCUUCAUGUGACUGAUAAAUAUUUUUGUGGUACUGGAAACCAUGCUUAUUAAGACAAACUGAAGCUAUAAAAGUAGAUUAUUUCAGACUGUUACUGGCAUGAACAUUUAGAAAGCUACAACUCUGCGUUUUCUGAUGUUUUGUCUUAGCCAAGGGGCUGUUAUUUACCAUGUAUUGUUAGUUCUCAUUUUGCAAACCUAGUUUAACCAUUAAGUCAAGAGAUCACAAGAGCCUAGUGUUUAUAUGAGGAAAGUCUCUCUGACCUUAAAUCUGGUCUAGGGGUUCUCUUUUUCCUAUGUUAUUCUCUGUUUCUCAGCUGGGGAGGGAUGGGGGUGCCAGUUUACAUUACCAAUUGAGUUUUGUUUUUUAUAAACUUUAAUGCUUAAUCUUAUUGAUCUACUGAACAUUUCUCUAUUUUAUCAGUACUUAUCUAAUAAAUCAGAACUUAUAAAUUAAAUAACUUAAAUGUCCCAAGACAUUUAAUUAUUAAUGGGAGUUUUAAAAAUCCCUACCCUUAUGAGAAUCCCCUUAUGAUGGCUAACUUUCACAACUUGGACCCAGCCUUAUUUCCAGAUACCCUCUCUUCACUCUCAUUCACUUGCCCAGUCUUAGCAGGUUAUUCUGCUCCUUAAACCCACAGUGCAAUGUCUCUCUCCUUUAACUGCCUUUACAUUGUUUGCUUAGUCAGGAAUGCCCUCUUACCAACAUGCUCCUUUUCUAUGUCUAAGCCCCUUCCUGAGACGUCUAAGCCGAAUUAACUGCUCCAUCUGUUACGGCAGCAUUUCUCACAUUCUAUAUUCAUCUGCCUCUUGCUAGACUGAGCUACUUGAGGGCAGGGAUUAAGUAAAGUAAUAUGCCCAAAGAUAUAGUACACAAGUAUUUAGACUUAAAUAUGAGCUAAUAAAGUAGGUUGACUUGAGGUCUGGAGACUGAGAUUCUAGUGGCCACCAGCUGUAAAUCACCUACCUUCUUUUAGAGCUUGGUUAGAAGUCAGUGUAGUAUACUGAGUAAGAACAUAGGCCUUGGAG
This is a messenger RNA of Balaenoptera ricei (Rice's whale), 3421 nucleotides long. RefSeq names its product leucine rich repeat containing 57 (gene LRRC57). Lineage: Eukaryota; Metazoa; Chordata; Mammalia; Artiodactyla; Balaenopteridae. The transcript has 6 exons. Bases 251 to 970 code for a protein of 239 amino acids. Gene Ontology annotation, molecular function: protein binding. The record is from RefSeq and is a predicted model, not a curated record.